AUGAUGAAAUUAUUCGAAUUAAUACGUUCAUUAUAUCAAAUACAUCAAAGUUUAUUAAAUUCAUCUGAAAAUGAUCAUUUUGAACGAUUACUUUCAACAACUUUAUUUUCUGUAAAAUCAGUAGUAAGUCUUAUUUCUACACAAGAUUUAUUAAAAAAUUUGGAAGAAACACUUAAUUAUUUUAAAUCAACGUUCAAUCUACAAAAGAGUUUUUAUUGGACUAAAAAAUGA
Rotaria sordida is the source of this 231-nucleotide messenger RNA. The record is from the annotation of a GenBank genome assembly. Lineage: Eukaryota; Metazoa; Rotifera; Eurotatoria; Philodinida; Philodinidae.